Molecule: messenger RNA, 1222 nt
Organism: Erinaceus europaeus (western European hedgehog)
Lineage: Eukaryota; Metazoa; Chordata; Mammalia; Eulipotyphla; Erinaceidae
Gene: RFXANK
Product: regulatory factor X associated ankyrin containing protein
Exons: 10
Coding region: 1-1092 (363 amino acids)
Biological process (GO): regulation of transcription by RNA polymerase II
Cellular component (GO): nucleus
Molecular function (GO): protein binding
Source: RefSeq, a predicted model, not a curated record
AUGGCGGCGCGCCGGGAGCGACGGCCGGAACCGGAAGUGGGGGUCUGCGACCCCGCCCCUUCCCCGCGAGAAGCCAGAGCGGCGGCGACACCAGCUCGCGGCCCCGACCACCGCGGGGACACGAAGGACGGCGCCCCGGGACCCCCUUUAAAGCCGCGGCGCCCCGCCCCGCGCCCACGGCCGCAGCCGAUUGGCUCGCUCCUCACGGCCUGUGGGCGGACGGAGACGGGCGCGGUGACGUCAUCAGGGCCCGUAGCCCGGCCCACCGCGGAGGAGCGCGCAGGCGUCGCCACCGGACGGCUCGGCGGAAGCCACAGCCCCCAAGUUUUGGGGGUCCCCGGCGAGCGGCGCGGGGUGGCCCGCGGAGGCGAGCGGCCGCCCUGCACCCCUGAACUCGGGGACCCCGGGGACGACGCCCCCGACACCGUGGUGCUCAGCCUCUUCCCCUGCACCCCGGAACCCGGGCACCCCGAACCCGAGCCAGGCGCCUCCUCCCCCCAGGGCAGCUCGCUGAAGCACUCCACCACCCUCACCAACCGGCAGCGAGGGAACGAGGUCUCGGCACUGCCUGCCACCCUGGACUCCCUGUCCAUCCACCAGCUGGCGGCGCAGGGGGAGCUGAGCCAGCUGAGGGAGCAGCUGCGCAGAGGCGACAAUCUGGUGAACAAGCCUGAUGAUCGAGGCUUCACGCCCCUCAUCUGGGCCGCCGCCUUCGGGGAGAUCGAGACGGUGCGCCUCCUGCUGGAGUGGGGCGCCGACCCCCACGCCCUGGCCAAGGAGCGGGAGAGCGCCCUGUCCCUGGCCAGCACCGGCGGCUACACGGACAUCGUGGGGCUGCUGCUAGAGCGCGACGUGGACAUCAACAUCUACGACUGGAACGGAGGCACCCCUCUGCUGUACGCUGUGCGUGGGAACCACGUUAAAUGUGUGGAGGCCCUGCUGGCCCGUGGAGCGGACCUGACCACAGAGGCUGACUCUGGCUACACCCCCAUGGACCUGGCCGUGGCCCUGGGCUUCCGCAGAGUCCAACAGGCCAUCGAGACCCACAUCCUCCGGCUCUUCCAGACCGGCCUGGGCCCGGAGCCCCACUGACUGCCGCCACACAAAUCGGAACUCAGGGAAGGAAGUGGGACAGGCUACGCAGGGGCUGGGACCCGGGACCACAGCCAGCAGGGGGUGGAGGUGUCCCCACGAGCGACCAAUAAACCUUCUGUGCGGAGGG